AUGGACUCUGAAAGGGACACGAGGGAAAAGGCUGUCGGCGAAAACGGCAGUGCCUUGCACAACGAAACGAUAGCUGCAGCUCAGCAUGACUCAACUUCCGAGACGAUUGCCGAGUCACCACCAGCCGCUGGAAUGACUGAAGAUGAUGCGCUGAGGAAUCUCUCUGGGACCGUGCGAGAUCAGGAUGAGCUGGAACGAGAUAUUACCAUGCAGGCUAACGCGGCAAUCAUGGAGGCUGAGGACAAGAAAGACCGUGCCAGGAUUGCCAAACUCGAGCUGACUCGUGAUCGCUACAAGACCCAACUUGACAAGGAAAGACGGAAGUUGGAUAGAGUUGCGGGCAACCCACAUCAGUCGCGAGCCCUGCAAAACGAGAUCGCCAGAAUCGAACAAGAUAUCAACCAAGCGACUCUCGACAUCGGGGAUUUCGAGCUGCGUAUCCAGAAGAGGCACCAAGAAGAUCCGCUACAGAGCAUGACCCAGGCAAAGUCGAAGAGACUUCCUGGCGAAAGCCAUCGCGACUAUCUCAUCAGAACCGGCAAGAUCACUCCAUUCUCGAAACUAGGAGGCACUCGUCCAGCCGGUAUCGAAGGCCAACUUGCCGACACCAUUUUGGAUGCUGAGGAGGAAGCGACUGCGAAUCAACUGGGGGACGAGUCCUUCGAGGGUCCUCUGUCGCAUCAAUUACUUCGUCGUCCCGGAUUCUCGGAAGAGAACACACCGUCCCCGCCGAGUGAAAAGACCUCGGCCGAGGCAGAAUUCUCACUUCGACCACGAAAGAAGAUCAAAGUCUCGCGAAGAGCAGAACGCGAGCCGUCGGCUGACUUCGAGCCCGAGGCGCCUUCAAGUCCAGAAUCUACCGACUCUACCGUCUGGCAGCAGACAACCGAAGAUGACAUCAUUCGACAACAACGACGGAAGGCAAAAGCUAAGAAACAGGCCGCGGAGCAAGAUUCUAUCGAUCUUAGCAAGAUUGAUGAUGGCAACGAGGCUCACUAUAAGAGGCGGCUCAAGGACUGGGUCGAUCGAAGGAGUCGAGCAAGACGAGCCAAACGCCAGAGCGACCCAUUUGCAAACCCUGAGGAUAGUGACGAGAAUGAGGAAGAGUGGUUUAAGCCUGCCCCAGGUGUUCCCGAUCACCAUUUCACCGACGAUCUCAAGCUACCAGGAGAUGUAUAUCCCUCGCUAUUCGGAUAUCAGAAAACUGGCGUCCAGUGGCUUGCGGAGCUUUACAAACAAAGUGUUGGGGGAAUCAUUGGAGAUGAAAUGGGUCUCGGGAAAACAGUGCAGCUGAUUGCUUUCAUCGCCGCUCUGCACUACAGCAAAAAGCUCAAGAAGCCAGUCAUUGUGGUUGCUCCUGCCACGCUCCUUCGCCAGUGGGUGAGCGAAUUCCAUCGGUGGUGGCCACCUCUGCGCGUUUCUAUCCUGCAUUCUUCCGGCAGCGGGAUGCUGAAUCCUUCGGCUGAAGAUGAGUAUGAUCUAGAACAUUUUAGCCCAAUGGCUACCCGGUCAAACAAGGCGGCGAAGAGAAUCGUCCGAGGGGUGGUUCAGAAAGGUCACGUCCUCAUCACCACGUACACUGGACUUCAGACAUAUGCCGAGGAGCUGUUAAACGUUGAAUGGGAUUAUGCGGUGCUGGACGAAGGCCACAAAAUCCGAAAUCCAAAUGCCGAAAUCACAGUCACAUGCAAAGAGCUCAACACGCCAAAUCGGCUCAUUCUGUCAGGAACUCCAAUUCAAAAUAACCUGACCGAGUUGUGGUCGCUCUUCGACUUUAUCUAUCCGAUGCGCUUGGGGACUCUGGUCAAUUUCAAGCAACAGUUUGAGAUCCCCAUUCGCCAAGGCGGCUAUGCAAAUGCAUCCAACCUGCAAGUCAUGACAGCUGAAAAAUGCGCCGAAGCUUUGAAAGAAACCAUCAGUGAAUACUUGCUUCAGCGAUUGAAGGUCGAUGUGGCUGCCGACCUUCCGGAAAAGACAGAGCAGGUCCUGUUUUGCAAAUUGACUGAAGGCCAACGCAACGCAUAUCAGACGUUCCUCCGCUCCGACGAAGUUUCUGCCAUUCUCAAUAAGACACGCCAAUCACUGUAUGGUAUUGACAUACUCCGCAAGAUUUGCAACCAUCCUGAUCUUUUGGACAAAUCUCUCUCGCAAAAAGCGGGCUACGAGUUCGGCGACCCCAAGAUGUCGGCAAAGCUUCAGCUCACUAAAGACCUUCUGCAGAAAGUCAUGAUACCGAAUGGACACAAGACACUGUUAUUUUCACAAGGGAAGCAAAUGCUUAAUAUUAUAGAAAAAUGCAUCAGAAACUGUGGAAUUACCUAUCUUCGCAUGGAUGGAGAAACUCCGAUUGACCAGCGACAGCCCAUGAUCGACAAGUUCAACUCUGAUCCUGAUAUUCACGUCUUCAUCAUGACGACCAGGACUGGUGGACUGGGUACAAACCUCACUGGCGCUGAUCGUAUCAUCAUCUUCGAUCCCGAUUGGAAUCCAUCUACCGACCUGCAAGCGCGAGAGCGAGCAUGGAGACUUGGUCAGAACAAGCCCGUCAAGAUUUACCGACUUAUGACGGAGGGCACAAUUGAGGAAAAGAUUUAUCAUCGCCAGAUUUUCAAGCAGUUCAUGACGAACAAGGUUCUCAAGGAUCCAAAGCAGCGAAGCUCUUACGACCUCUCCGACUUGUAUGAUCUGUUCACUUUUGACGGCAACACAGACCCCGCUGCGUCAAGAAGCGAAGUCUUCAAGGGUGCGGAAGUCAAGCUGGGUGAAAACCGAGACAACACGGACGCAAAAGCCCUGAUCCCCAUUGGAGACAUGGGCGAAAAGAAGGAGCUGAAGAGCCUAGAUAUGGUCGCUUCGAUGGAGGAUGUCAAAGAAGAUCCAUCUUCUCACGAAGAGAAGCGCAUGCUGGAGGGCAUCUUUGCGCGAUCAGUGAACAGUGCCUAUGAUCACGAACAGAUCGUCAACGGGCCGCAGAAGGUCAAGGCUGACCUGGCCAUUCUGCGCCAAGAGGCCAACAGAGUCGCCCGCGAGGCUGCUGCACAUCUCCGGCACUCGGGUGAGGAAGCCCGUCGAGUGCCAAUUGGAACGGUCACUUGGACAGGUGAAGUUGGCACGGCGGGUCGACCUGGCGGCAAUCGCCGUCGUGGCGGUCCAAGUUCGGCGGGUAUCGUGGGCAAUCUCGCGGGUCGCCAGGGACUGGAUAGCGGUAGCAGCUCUCGGUCCGGCACACCCGCAGCGGACAGAAACAUGAAGGCCAAGGAUUUCAUUCCCCUGAUCAAGACGUUCAUCAGCCGUCAUGGAGGGAAAGUCCCAAGCAAGAUGUUGGUGGAUCACUUUAACCCUUACUGCCCUGGCAAGAAGCAGACCGACGAAUUCAAGACUGCGCUGGAAACGGUUGCCGUUUUGAACAGGGUCAGCAGUACUGGCAGGGGCAUGUGGUCGUUGAAGCCCAGGUUUCAAUAA
Trichoderma reesei QM6a is the source of this 3462-nucleotide messenger RNA. RefSeq lists its product as uncharacterized. Bases 1 to 3462 code for a protein of 1153 amino acids. Gene Ontology annotation, molecular function: ATP binding; ATP-dependent chromatin remodeler activity. Gene Ontology annotation, cellular component: nucleus. The transcript has a single exon. Lineage: Eukaryota; Fungi; Ascomycota; Sordariomycetes; Hypocreales; Hypocreaceae. Gene Ontology annotation, biological process: transcription-coupled nucleotide-excision repair. The record is from RefSeq and is a predicted model, not a curated record.